CUAACAUGCCUACUUGUUUCGCUGUACGCCUGUAAUUGUCGUCUUCCCUCUGCGCUUUUGGUGGUGCUGAAAGCCUGAAAGCUAACAUACAACAAAAAAAGAGAGAGUAAAACAGAGCAUCCAUGGCGACGAAAGGGUUUGUAUUGUAUCUAUUAGCCGGUUUCUCCGUCGCCGUUUUAUCGGUUUUCCUCAUCUCAGACCAUCACAGUUACAAAAUCAAUCACCUUCCUCACCGUUCUUCUCCGGAUUCAGUUACUCUUGAUUCCGACGAAAAAACCUGGCCUGAAUUGGAGUUCGAUGGGAGAAUCGUGUUGGCUACGAUAAUAGGGUUCUUAGGUUCUGCAUUUGGAACGGUGGGUGGUGUCGGCGGUGGUGGCAUUUUUGUCCCUAUGCUUACUUUGAUUGUUGGUUUCGAUACGAAGUCCGCCGCUGCUCUUUCCAAGUGUAUGAUAAUGGGAGCAUCUGCAUCAUCGUUUUGGUACAAUCUAAGAGUACAACACCCAUGCAGAGAAGUACCAAUUCUGGACUAUGAUUUAGCCCUAUUGUUUCAGCCUAUGCUCAUGCUUGGAAUCACACUUGGUGUUGCUCUUAGUGUCGUUUUUCCUUAUUGGCUCAUCACUGUUCUCAUCAUCAUCCUCUUCUUAGGAACCUCUUCAAGGUCUUUCUUUAGGGGAAUUGAGAUGUGGAAAGAAGAGUCUAUACUAAAGAAAGAAAUGGCAAGGCCACGAGAAACAUUUGCCAAUUCUCGAGGCGAACUUCUGAUUGACACAUACGAGCCUUUAAUUCCUAGAGAAGAGAAAUCUCCAAUGGAAAUAUUUACAUUUAAUUUACGCUGGAAGAAGCUUAUGCUUCUGGUUGCCGUAUGGGCUGCCUUUCUAGUUCUUCAAAUCAUCAAGAAUGAUCUAGUGGUUUGCAGUACAUGGUACUGGGUGCUCACUGUUGCACAGUUUCCUGCGACACUGGCGGUUUUUGGAUAUGAAUGUGUUAAAUUAUACAAAGAAAGCAAGAAGAGGAAAAGCUUGGGGAACACUGAAUCAGUGUGUGAGGCUUCGAUCGAGUGGACUGUCCCCCACCUUAUCUUCUGUGCUCUCUGCGGGAUAUUGGGCGGCACUGUCGGCGGCCUUCUUGGCUCCGGUGGCGGCUUCAUUCUCGGCCCCCUCUUACUCGAGAUCGGUGUCAUUCCUCAGGUGGCAAGUGCGACAGCAACAUUUGUGAUGAUGUUUUCUUCAUCUUUAUCAGUGGUCGAGUUUUAUCUACUCAACCGGUUUCCUAUCCCAUACGCAUUAUACUUGAUGUCAGUGUCAAUUUUAGCCGGUUUUUGGGGACAAUUCUUUGUUAGAAAACUUGUUGCUUUUCUAAAGAGGGCUUCACUCAUAGUGUUCAUUCUUUCUGCUGUCAUAUUUGCUAGUGCAGUUACAAUGGGGGUUAUUGGUAUUGAGAAGAGCAUCACAAUGAUUCAAAACCAUGAAUUCAUGGGAUUUCUUGAGUUCUGUAGCAGUCAGUAAGGGUUCAAAAGAGUGAUGGUAUUUAUGUACAGAAUCGUAGAGUGAUGCGAAGGAGGUGCUUUAGGCCAAUGUCUGUUGGCCAAUUGACAUCCAUUGCUAGCAAAUUAUUGUUAUUGUUUAUGGUUAAAUUUGUUGUCACCGGUGUUGUGUGUGUGUGGAAAGAGGCUUUGAGUGAUGUUUAAUACACCACCACCAUCGCCGCCCAUCACCACCGCCAUAGUGGUCGAUUUGUAGUGUCGAAUAAAGUUUCCGGUGUGUGGUUGCCAAGGAGUGUUAGCUAGUCGUUGACACGAAAGCAACCUUCAAAUGUUGAUUUGGUAUUUGCAUUUCAUUGUAUUGAAUUUAUUUUGCAUAUAAAUGGAAGUUUUAUUAUGUGUUAA
This is a messenger RNA of Lactuca sativa (garden lettuce), 1885 nucleotides long. RefSeq names its product sulfite exporter TauE/SafE family protein 4. Gene Ontology annotation, cellular component: membrane; Cul4A-RING E3 ubiquitin ligase complex. Gene Ontology annotation, biological process: protein ubiquitination. The record is from RefSeq and is a predicted model, not a curated record. Lineage: Eukaryota; Viridiplantae; Streptophyta; Magnoliopsida; Asterales; Asteraceae.